This is a messenger RNA of Arctia plantaginis, 363 nucleotides long. The record is from the annotation of a GenBank genome assembly. Lineage: Eukaryota; Metazoa; Arthropoda; Insecta; Lepidoptera; Erebidae.
AUGCCUGUUAAAAUCCGAAGAAAGAAAGUGCUCCAAUGUAACUCAGUGCAGCACGUACUCCAACCGAAUUCACGAACGUGUAAAUAUCCUGAUACCCAGGUGUUAACUGUUGCGUUGAAAACUAUUAACAGUUAUUCGCAUUCGUAUCACGAGCGGCCGCGGACAAGGCGCGCGUGUCCCGUCCGCGAGACGUUCUUCCCAUCACUGCGGGAGCGAAUUGGCGCGAAACCGCAGCGUCGACAACGUCCGGCAUCCCGACGAGGAUACGACGCCAUACGCCGACGCGUUUCACACUUGUUGCGACUUAUACCGUUUAUUACUGAUGAAACUGUACUCGAAAACAUAGUGCUCAUAGCCGACUAA